AUGACAGACCAAGACCAAUCCUAUCGUCCACGAUCCCCUGAUUUUUCCACCUUCCAGUCAGUUCCCCUCUCACCUACCUUCAACAACCACAACCUCAACCACAACACGCACUAUCAACUUCCUCACCACUCCCCCGUUUACCAAUUCGGGAAUCCUUUCGUCCAUCGCGCUUCCUACGACGCCUCACCGUUCUUCACCCCGCAAUAUCAACCACCACCUCUACCACAACAACCAUCGCUUCCUCACCACCCGGUCCCGCAGACCAGGGUUCCCCAGCAAUCCUCCUCAUACUUCCCUCCCGAUCCGGACAUGGCUCGUCGCUCGUCGCGUAUCGCCCAAGCGGCCGAGGUCGCGCCUCACCCGCCCGUCUCCAAGUACGUCGACCCUGUCGAAGAAGAAGAGGAAUUUGUACCUUCACCUCCACCUCAACCGCAACCGGAACCACAAGAGGAGCCCGUCGCUGUAAUUGAAGAGGAAGAGCCUCCGAAACCCGCUCCUGUGCCCGUCAAUGUGGAGGUGAAGACCAAAUUUCCCGUCGCGCGCAUAAAGCGCAUUAUGCAAGCCGAUGAAGAUGUCGGUAAAGUCGCUCAAGUCACUCCCAUCGCAGUGUCCAAAGCACUCGAACUCUUCAUGAUCUCCCUCGUCACAAAAGCCGCCCGCGAAGCCAAAGACCGCAACUCGAAACGCGUCACAGCCUCGCAUCUCAAACAAGCCGUUGUGAAAGACGAAGUGCUCGACUUCCUCGCUGAUAUCAUCGCCAAGGUUCCUGAUCAACCGGCCAGUCGCAAACACGACGACGAUAACAGUGAUCAAAAUGAACAACAACCGAAACGAAAGCGCGGUGGACGUCGUCCGAAAGAAGAAAGUGAUUAA
Molecule: messenger RNA, 873 nt
Organism: Aspergillus tubingensis
Lineage: Eukaryota; Fungi; Ascomycota; Eurotiomycetes; Eurotiales; Aspergillaceae
Gene: nctA
Product: negative cofactor 2 transcription regulator complex subunit BUR6
Exons: 2
Coding region: 1-873 (290 amino acids)
Biological process (GO): negative regulation of transcription by RNA polymerase II; transcription by RNA polymerase II; positive regulation of transcription by RNA polymerase II
Cellular component (GO): negative cofactor 2 complex; nucleus
Molecular function (GO): protein heterodimerization activity; core promoter sequence-specific DNA binding; transcription corepressor activity
Source: RefSeq, a predicted model, not a curated record